UGUUCUACAACACAAGGAGAUUCAGGAAUUCGCCAGAGAUAAUAUUAAUUGCACACCAUUUUUUGCAGAGUUGAACCACGGGUCGCUGUUGUCAGUCGCUGCGCUGGAAGACACAGUGUGUCUCCUCUUAUCUCUGCCGGAUCUGGACUUUUUAUAUUUUGCUUUUUGGAGAGCUGCACCGGUGCUUUUUUUUGUUUUGUUUUUGUGAGUGUUUGAGCUCAGCGGUGUUUAAACUGGUGAAUGAUAUGAAGUAUGUGCAGGCCGUGCUAUAGAGACCUCACUGUUACGUGAUCUGGAAUCUGCUCAUGUGCUUAAAACUGAAGAGAAUCAAGAGAAGCCGAUAAAAUGAAGAACAGAAGUGUGGUGGAAUAACAAACCUGAUGAACAGAACUCUAAAAAUUUCUGUCCACUUACACAAUGAUGACCUGGAAUUGAGUGAAAACCUUCCCUUUAUUUGGAAGAGACAAAGACAUUGUUAAAUUUAAAUUUGGGACUUUUUUAGCCUGAAAAGAAGUCCAUAUUACUUGUCUGAAUAAAUGGUAAAUCUCCAUACGUUGCUUUCUAUGGUGCCAGUGGCACGCAGAUAGUUUGAGCCAGUCAUUCAUUGACAGUGCUAGAUGAAGAUGGAUAGAUGGUGUUGCAUCCAGUAACUGGAGAGUGCUAAAUGAGCUGCUGUGUAAGCAGCUUGAUCUCUGGAUGAUUGAAGGCAGAUAGCAUUUUAACUGACCAACAAAGGCACGCUAGACAUCCCUCCAUGUGCAACUGCAGAUAGCAGUAGUUUGAGGUUUUAUUGAGCUUGUGAAAGGCUAGGUAGACAGGGUAGUUUAGUUUGUACAAUGAAUCCUAGAGACAGCGUGGAGGUGAUGGAGACCCAGACCCGAGGUCAGAAGGAGAAGCUGGUUGAAGACCCGAUCAACCCUGGCAACGAGGUUGAGGGUGAGGACGACAAAAUCCCCGGGGCUUACAACUGCAACGUUUGUGGACGCAGCUUCCCGUUCCUUAGCUCUUUGUCGCAGCAUAUGAGACGCCACACUGGUGCGCGCCCUUACAAAUGCCCCUACUGUGACCACAGGGCCUCUCAGAAGGGCAACCUCAAAGUUCACAUCCGCAGCCACAAACUGGGCACGCUCUCUAGCCACCACUCCAAUGAGGAUGAAGAGGGUGGGGCCGAGGAGGAGGAGAUGAGUGUUUCAGAGGGUCUCGACGGAGGUACGAGUCCAACUAAGAGCAGCUCCGCCUGUAACCGGAUGAUCAAUGGGGACAGUGGUGAGGAGAGUCGGAGGAAAGUGCCUGGGAGGAGCAUGAAAAGAGAGAAGCCCGUUACCGACCAGAGGCCUUACUGUUGCCGUCUGUGUGGCUACGAGGCGCUUCGAGAAGACCAGCUCCUCAGCCAUAUUGAAAAGGUCCACAUAACAGCAGAUACAGAGGAGGCGACCACUGUUAAGGAAGAGGCUGUGCCCGAACUUGAUGUCGUCCAACCCCAGAGUGAUGGGACCUUCCCCUGUGAGACCUGUGGCCAGAUCUUUACCCAAGCCUGGUUUCUAAAGUCACACAUGAAGAAACAUGCAGGGAUCCUGGACCACUGCUGUCGUAUUUGUGGACGACGGUUCCGCGAAGCUUGGUUUCUCAAAUCGCACAUGAAAACACACAACACCAGAGCCAGGUCGAGGUCAAAAGCAGAAUCCACUGAGCAACAGGCCACUAUCAACGACGUAGCCCAGGAUCCUGAAAUUGUCACUGGCUCUAUUACAUCCAUCUAUCAAAUGUGUUCCAAAUGUGGGAACCUGUUCCACGACAAAGAGAGCCUGAGGGCCCAUGACAAAAUCCACAGUCUAAGUCACGGCAGGAAAUCCCAGAACCAAUGGAAACUCAGUGAUGACGAGGACUCACCAGCUGCUAAGAGACGUUACCUUGACUGCUUUAGCCUCCAGCCUGUUGAGAAAAAGACCCUGGAUGAAAAGGAGAGUGAGAAGAAGAUGCUAGGUCAAAGAAUCCCAGAGCUGGAUCCAGUUUGCAGCUACCAGGCCUGGCAAUUAGCUACUAAAGGAAGGGUUGUUGAGCCAGUGGAGGUGAGUUCCAAGGCCUCCUAUGGGGGAGGAAGUAUGGGGGAGGAGGCCCUCGCCGGAGCUGCUGUGGUUUUUGAGAAGGAAAGCAGCCGUUACGUCUUGCAAGGUCAAGAGAAACGCAGCUCCGGGCGACGCAGCAGCUCCGGAUUGGGAAGCCACGCUUCUUCAGGGGACCGGACACCGGAGAGUCUCAGCGACUCAGAGUACCGGCCUUCGUCUCGCCAUGACCGCCGGCGACCAUCUUCCUCGAAGUCUAACGAGUGCUUUGAGUGCGGGAAGGUGUUUCGCAGUCGUCACCAGAUGAUCGUCCACCAGCGGGUCCACAGUAAGCACGGAGGUAGGGCAUCUGUGGGACACAAUGAAAGAACUGCAAGAGACGACCGAUGGGGGUCCACCAGUGAUCCAGAGUCAGGCUCCCCCAGCCGGCCCAGCACCCCAGGGUAUGGAGACUCUCCACCAGCCUCCUCCACCCUUGGAGACCAGGCCUCAGAGAUGGGUACCGCAAAAUCUGGAGAGAUUGCAGAUGAGAAGCCUUACAUCUGCACCCUUUGUGACUUUGUCACCACAGAGUUGCAGGCCUAUUUGACCCAUGUCCGUGUCCAACACCCGGCUGCUCCCGGAGAUAGACCCAGCCCCAUUCCCAGUCCAAGCUCCAGCUCGGAAAGAGGCACCCCAAGUGGUUAUCCCAAGCUCAAGAAAGUUCUUCUUCAGGGGUUGAACAACUCUGCAUCCCCUUCUGCGUACCUUUCAGCUCGAUCCUCCUCGCUUGAUCCCGACAUGACCCCUGUGGAUCUAUGUGUGAGGGCUGAGGGCUGCAGGGGCAUAGCCUCCCUAACCCAGGACAGGAAGAGCCUCCCUAGCCACAAGUGCUCCUUCUGCUCCCACUCCACCCGCUACCCCGAGGUGCUCUGGAUGCACCAGACUGUGGCUCACCGCAUCAACAGCAGCAGCUCCAAUCUGGCUCCUAAAUGGGCUCUCAAACACAGCUCCAAGGGCUCCAGGGACAACUUAUUAUCCUCCAGGAGACGCACUGGUCCCCCGCCAGUCCUGGAGGGAAAGGAAUGCCCACCGCUGCCUCCACUGAUGCGUGCCCAACGUACCCGGCCCCCGACCUACUCCAGCGAGGUUCUAAAGAAAAGCAGGCCAGCCAGUCAGGCAGCCAUGCCAUCAUCAUCAUCCUCCUCUACCCCCUCCUCCUCAUUCUCCAGGGGCUCCUUAUCCACCCCAGGCACCCAAGCUCGGAAAGUCCCCGUCCGGCCAGGCAGCAACAGCAGCAGCAACAGCAGCAGCAACAGCAGCAGCAACAGCAGCAGCAGCAGCAGCAGCAGCAGCGUCAGACACAUGGAGGACCAGAGUCAUCAGUCUCGCUUCAAACCCAAAGUGGAUAUUUACCCUCGGGGAGGCUCGUCGUCUUCCUCCAGCUCCUUGGAGAAGAGCACCGGUGCCCUCUCACGUUCCUCAGCCCCAAGCCCCAGCUCUGCUACUGCAUCCCGGAUGGCUGACCGCUACUUGAUGCCCCAAGAGGGCCUUGGCUUCAUGCUGUCCAGCAAACACGGCCUAUCAGAGUACAGCCGAGCAAGGGGUUCCCCUCAUCAGCCGCUUCCCAACUCCCACGGCCAGGGCCGAGCUAACGCUACGAGGCCCAGCACCAUCACCCACAGCUCCACAGUGGGACACAACUACGGAUCUUCCCAGGCACAUGGAGGCACUCUGCUGAAUUCCUCCUCCUCCUCUUCUUCUUCUUUGCCUUCAGAGGCUCGUGGAGACGUGAAGCAGGAGCCAAUCGCAGAGACACCAGAGGCGCCAACUGACAUCCUCGGCUUCCUCAAAAACUACAACCCCCACGAACUGGCUUCCCUCUACCACCGCUGGGGUGCGGCCAAUGCAAUGCUGGAUCCAACUGGGAUGCUGAGGUCUCUGAUGCGGCAGGGACAGUAUUUCUGCCAUGAGUGCGGGAAGAGUUUCAGUCAGCCCAGCCACCUGCGCACUCAUAUGAGAUCCCACACAGGGGAGAGGCCAUUCCUCUGCCAGCUCUGCCCAUACCGAGCAUCUCAGAAAGGGAACCUAAAGACACACGUCCAGAGUGUCCACCAUAUGCCUUUUGACAACAGCCAGUACCCAGAUACAAGGAGCUUGUUACUGUGCCGGGAGGAGCAAGGAGCGCUGGCUGCCAAACACCCACCAGCGCCCCAACAACAACAACAACAACAACAACAGUAGACCAUCUGAUAGACCGGGAUCUGGACUUGGGACCGGACUAGUCAGGGAAUCACACAACCUAAAAACACUAUCGCCAUUCCUAAAAAAUCAGAGGAGUCCUCUCCACGCAUCAUCCUUUAAUGACCUUAGAAGAAUUAUCUACAAUGAAGGCUCUUGUAGUUGUUGUUGUUUUUUGUUGUUGUUUUUUUUUACAUAAGAAGCUAGUUAAAGCUGUGCUAGGCAAUUUUAGCAGCAGAGAAGAGUGUCUUAUCUACUAACGGAAAGAAUUUCUGGUGAAAUUCUGCAUUUGGAAAUAAAAGGUGGGACAUAUUUUUUUCUCCGCACAGAAGAAAUGAAGAGUGAAAAAGUGUCCCCUCAGCAGGAAAGCUGGACUCAUCAAGGAUCGAUCUUUUGCUAAUUUAGUUUGAAGGUUGGCAACACUGGGCAGAUUGUGUGUAGUUUACAUCACCUUUCAAGGAUUUCUGAAUAUAGAAGCCCUCAAAAUUCAAAGAGUUGCCUCUUGAAGCCCUCAAAAUUCAAAGAGUAGCCUCUUGCUGCCAUUCCGGAGGCACCAACGAGUGAAGUUGCCCAGUGCAGCUUUACGAGAAAAGCGACGUUUUUACGGAGAAGAGGAAAAACUGAACUUGAAUGCAACUGCUUGUGUUUUGAUCAAGGACUGUGGCAUUGCAUGGCUGCUGUAGUUGCCCCCCUUUCGUUUUUUUUUCUUAGCUUUAUUGUAUAACAGUUUCUUUCAUUCCUCAGGACACCAAUCAUCAGAGAUGAGAUGAGAAAAAAGAUGCUCCGCAGUUCAUCAACAGUCAAUCUGCAAAUGAAGACUUGCAUCGGUCUCCGUCUCUCUCUCUGUGUGAGUGUGUGUGUGUGUGUGUGUGUGUGUGUGUGUGUGUGUGUGUGUGUGUGCGCGCGCGUGCAUGUGUGUGUGUGUCUGCGUGCACAAGUGUGUAAAACUCACCUCCCUCCAGUCCAGAGUAUAAUGUUAGAAGUGCAGUGACCACUCUGAGGCUGUGUAGCUGAUGAUUGGAAGGGGGAAAGAAAGAAAGAGAGAGAGAGAGAGAGAGAGAGAGAGAGAGAGAGAGAGAGAGAGAGAGAGAGAGAGAGCGUUAAUGGCGGUGUCUGCUUUAUAUAAAUGAGCUUACCAAUUUUAUGGCCAUUCAAUUAUUGUCCAUUUAAGAGGAAGGAACUGAGUGGAGAUAUUUUUCCUCCAUAACUCCAUCAUAAUAAAGAGCGUUUCCGACACGUCUGACUUUGAGUCUGACAGUGGGGAAUGCAAGAAGAUGCUAGCUCGGCUGUGGAUUGCACUGAUUAAACUCCGACUUGUGCGCUUGCAAAAGAGAAUAUGGUACUGCUAGUGUUAGCCAGCAACAUUUUCAUUCAUAUUGCUAAAGGGCAACACUGACCUUUUCGCCUGUUGGUUUUUAAGAGAUGAAAGCUUUGGUACCAAAACCACCCCAGUCUCUCUGGUAGGAAGCCUGUCAGCAGCCCUAACUACCUUAGCACCAAUGUAACCAGAGGGGUCACAAGAUACUUAACUCGAUAGAAGAGAAGAAAACAAAUUUCUUCUUCAAAAAGUUAGCUUUCUUUUUUGUGACUUUUCUCAUCUUGUAAAGUAGUGAAAAGUUUAACGCGUUCAGGGCUCUAAAAGUGACUCAAAUUAAACAAUUUGAGAAGAGAAUUUCAGAGCCAGGCUAGCUGGUUUCCUAGUUUCCAGUCUGUGCUAAGCUAAGCUAAGAUAAGCUAAGCUAAGCUAAGCUAAGCGGCCACUUGCUGAAUUUUUAGUGGACAAACAUGAGAGUGGUAUUUAUCUUCUUCUUGUCUAAAUCUCUGCAAUUAAGUGAAUAUAUCCCCAAAACGUGCCAAACUAUUCCUUUAAAAGUGACAGGUUAGUUAAACAGAUAAAAGCGACAUAUAAUUCAACAUGUCCGCUGUAACAGAGCAUGCACGUUCAACAGAACAAACUAUCAGAGAUAAAGAGCUGAUUUUGUUACCAAAGCAAUCAAGCAGACUAAAAUUCCCAUACUGUCAGGUCUAGUUUUUUGAACGGUGAUGUGAAGAUUUGCAUUCUCAGAGAGAGAGAGAGAGAGAGAGAGGGAGAGAGAGGGAGAGAGAGAGAGCAGCCAGAGUUCAGGAUGUCAGGCUUCCAGAGAGUUUAGAUGGAGACGUUUUGAAGCCUAUUGAAUCGUAGAGCCGCCACAGCCUUAACACUGUGUGUGUCUGUGAGAGAGAGUACGCGCAUUCUUUUCAAACCUCUCCAUACUGUAUAAGUACUCCAGCCUCCCUCUAUGCUUUGUAUACUAGCCUACCUCCUUCGCGAUUAAAAGCCUGUUUUAAAGGUGCAGUAAGUGAUUAUGCCCCAUUC
Molecule: messenger RNA, 6639 nt
Organism: Perca flavescens (yellow perch)
Lineage: Eukaryota; Metazoa; Chordata; Actinopteri; Perciformes; Percidae
Product: zinc finger protein 516
Exons: 5
Coding region: 837-4286 (1149 amino acids)
Biological process (GO): regulation of DNA-templated transcription
Cellular component (GO): nucleus
Molecular function (GO): RNA polymerase II cis-regulatory region sequence-specific DNA binding; DNA-binding transcription factor activity, RNA polymerase II-specific
Source: RefSeq, a predicted model, not a curated record